Molecule: messenger RNA, 1764 nt
Organism: Onychostoma macrolepis
Lineage: Eukaryota; Metazoa; Chordata; Actinopteri; Cypriniformes; Cyprinidae
Gene: mettl8
Product: methyltransferase 8, methylcytidine
Exons: 10
Coding region: 152-1225 (357 amino acids)
Molecular function (GO): tRNA (cytidine-N3)-methyltransferase activity
Source: RefSeq, a predicted model, not a curated record
GCUGUUUUUACUGGUGCGCGUGCACGCACAUGGAGACGGAAGCGCGCACAUAGGGGACGAAACUACUCACACCAUUCACAUAAAACAUACAGACUAACACAAAACUAAACGGAAUAAUCUUCGGAAAUAGCAUCUAAAUAAGUGUGGAGGGAUGAGGGGCUUCUUGCGGCUGACUGUCUGUGCUGUGAGCUGCAUUCCCCGCAGGCCGUGCAGUGGAGGAAGACCACCCGCGCCGUUAGGAGGAAGAAUCCUCUCCAACCCUGAUCACAUCUUCCAGCAUAACACGUGGGAUCAUGUGCAGUGGACAGAGGAGGAGACCGAGAAAGCCCGACAAAAAGCAGAGGAGAACUCUAAAGAGAAGAUUCCUGUAGAAGAGCAAUCUAAAUAUGACAGAGAAGGUCAUAAGUAUUGGGACCGAUUUUAUGAGAUGCACCAGAGGAAGUUCUUCAAAAACCGAAAUUGGCUCUUGAUUGAAUUCCCAGAGCUUCUCCCUCCAGACGACGCAGGGAUGUGCAGGCUGGAACAGGAGCAGGGCAGUGGGGUGGACUCAUGCUCAGAGCAGCAGCCCUGCGCUUCCAGUAAAUUAACCAGUCAUACGAACGCAUUCCCAGGACAGCAUGCUGCUUUCAGGAUACUAGAGGUGGGCUGUGGUGCAGGUAACAGUGUGUUUCCCAUCAUCAGCACCAUCAGGGGCAGUAAGGCGUUUCUGUACUGCUGUGACUUCUCAUCUCGAGCUAUUGAGCUCAUCCAGGAGCACCCAGACUAUGACCCUGCAGUGUGUCACGCAUUUGUGCAGGACAUUUGUGACACAACGUCCCCAUUUCCCUUCCCCCCUGAGAGUCUGGACAUUAUUCUAGUGGUCUUUGUGCUCUCUGCCAUCCACCCAGCACGCAGAGCUCAAGAUGUGGUGAAGGGUUUGGCUGGAUUCCUGAAGCAGGGAGGAGUCAUGCUGUUCAAAGACUACGGCAGAUAUGAUCUGUCACAAUUAAGAUUUAAAAAAGGUCAGUGUUUGUCUGAAAACUUCUAUACGCGCCAGGAUGGAACCUGUGUGUAUUUCUUCACAAAAGAUGAGGUUCAUCAUUUGUUUUCUAAUGCUGGUUUGGAGGAGCUUCAGAAUCUGGAAGACAGAAGACUGCAGGUAAACAGAGGAAAGAAGGUGGUAAUGCACAGAGUGUGGAUACAAAGCAAAUAUAGGAAGCCUUAUCUGAUUUCAGCAGCAGACUGAGAUCUGAAAGAACUGAACUAAGAACCUAUCAAGAUUUCAAAGGACAUUUCCUUUGUGAUAGACUUCAAGUAUAGCAAAUGAUGGAGAUAUAACAUUACAAAAACAUCAAGAAAGCAAUCAAUUUUUAUGUUUCUAACUUCCCAUGUGCCACUAUUUGCCUUUGUUAGAUUUCAAUAAAUUGUAAUGAAUGCAUUGUCUUGUAGUACAUUAUUAGUUAAUCAAGUGAAUUAACAUUACUGGAGUCUUGAAAGUUAACAGUAGUUCUUCUAAAAGUCACUUUAAUUAAAUACAUAAUUAAUCACUAAAAUGAUGUUUGAUUUUUUUCAUAAGAUUAUUUUGUGUACUGCUAUACUAUUUUUGUAUUUAUUAAAACAAAAUGUGCAAAGUAUCCCUUCUCAUGGAAAUGCCAGUUCACUCCUUGAAACUUGAAGAUUUGAUUUGAUUUGUUCUUCAAACAUGUAUUUGCUCGGGCUUUUAUGGAAUGGCUUGUAAUAAUUGGCAUAUUUAUGUUUUUAUUUGUAAUGUUUCACAUGUUUGCG